UAAAAAUAAACUUUAAUGUCUUUUCCAUUGUAUUUGCUUUUUUUACUUCCCUUAUAUUUCGUGUUGCCGUCUAAAGCAUGGCUACGAAAAUUGCAGAUCGAACAAUCCACCAAGUAUUCAGAACAAUUGGAGGAAGUUCGAAAUCUUCUAAAAUAUUCAGAACAAUUAGAGGAAGUUCCAAAUCUUCUAAAGCAUGUCGAAGGUGUGCCCAUAAAACUUGUGGAAAUAGUUGAUGUUCUCCAAAAACUUUGCAUCAACCAUAACUUCGAACAGGAGAUUGACUCAAUCGUGAAAACUCAUUACACUACAAUUUCCAAUGGCCAUGUUUCUAACCAUGACCAAAGUCUUUAUGAGGUUUCCAUCAAUUUCCGAAUCCUUCGACACCAUGGUUAUUAUAUUCCAGCAGAUGUUUUUGCACGCUUCAAGCAAAAGAAUGGAAUGUUCCUUGAAGAAAUGGCCAAAGAUGUAAAGGGAUUAAUGGCAUUAUAUGAAGCAUCACAACUAAGCAUAGAGGGAGAACGUAUUCUUGAGGAGGCUGCGGAUUUUAGCAGCCAUGCUCUCAAAGAAAUGAUGCCUUUUCUUGACGAAGAUGAAGCUAUAAUGGUGAAAAAUACAUUAGAACAUUCGUAUCAGAGAACCUCGUCAACUUUCAUGGUCAAGAAAUUCAUCAAACAUUACUCGGGGACCACCAUGUCUCAACUUGCUGAGAUGGAGUUGGCUAAACUCCAGGCCCUACAUCGAACAGAAGUUACUCAAAUCUUCAAAUGGUGGAAGGAGUUGGGAUUAGCAAAGGAGCUGAAGCUUGCGAGGAGUCAACCAUUGAAUUGGUACUUAUGGCCCAUGGCCAGCCUUGAAGAUCCUAGCUUGUCGGAGCAAAGAUUGGAGCUCAUAAAGCCAAUUGCCUUAAUCUUUAUAAUUGAUGAUAUUUUUGAUGUUUAUGGAACUCUAGAUGAACUCGUCCUCUUCACAGAAGCAGUUAUUAGAUGGGGUGUUAAUUCUCUUGAACAACUGCCGUAUCACUUAAGGAUCUGUAUUCAGGCUCUAUAUGACAUAACACGGGAGAUCAGUGACAAAAUCUACAAGAAAUAUGGGUUCAACCCCAUAGAGUAUUUAAAAAGGACGUGGAUAAACCUUUGUGAAGCGUUUCUAGUGGAGGCAAAAUGGUUUGCUUCUGGACACUUGCCGAAUGCAGACGAAUACUUGAGGAAUGGGAUUGUAAGUUCUGGUGUAGAAGUAGUUACAGUACACAUGUUUUUCCUUCUCGGUUGUGCUACUAAUGAAGAUAGCGCCACAAUUAUUAAGGACAACCCGGGGAUAACAUUUUGUUUAGCAAAAAUACUUCGUCUUUGGGAUGAUCUAGGUAGUGCUAAGGAUGAGAAUCAAGAUGGUCAUGAUGGAUCGUAUGUGACAUAUUACAUGCGAGAAAAUGAAGGUUGUUCGCUUGAAAAUGCACAAGAACAUGUUAUGUCAAUGAUAUCAAACACAUGGAAACAGCUAAAUAAGGAGUGCCUCUCCCCAAAUAAAUUUUCAGCACCAUUCAUAAAGGCUUGUUUGAAUCUUGCAAGAAUGGUACCUAUGAUGUACAAUUAUGAUGAGAACCAUUCCCUUCCUCUUCUUAAGGAUUAUAUAAAUUCAAUGUUUUAGGGAGGAAAUAACAUUCAUCGCAACUUCGCAAGAAAUACUAAAAAGUUAAGAUUUCCACCUACCGAAACCAGUGGUGGAGCUACAUGGGGCGGUAGGGUACUACAGUAUCCCCAAAAAUUAAUAUAUAUAUAUAUAUAUAUAUAUAUAUAUAUAUAUAUAUAUAUAUAUAUAUGUAUGUAUGUUUUAUGUUAUUGUACCCUAACUAAAAAGAUUGAACCAUAUUUCUUUUAAUGUAAUGGAUAACUACAUAAAAUAUAUGUUGA
This is a messenger RNA of Lactuca sativa (garden lettuce), 1907 nucleotides long. The record is from RefSeq and is a predicted model, not a curated record. NCBI's taxonomy places the organism in Eukaryota, Viridiplantae, Streptophyta, Magnoliopsida, Asterales, Asteraceae.